AUGGUGCAUUUUCCCGACGAAGUUUGGACGCUCAUCUUCGGUCAGCUCGAGUUUGACAUCCGGGGACCUGAUUAUACAGACGAAAACGAACCAGGAUCAGAGGGCCUUGCAGCACUGUCACGGCUAUGCCGCACCUCAUCUCGAUUUCUGCGGCUUGCUCGACCAUUUUUGUACCGCAGCUUGCCCUUAUCCAAUUGGAGGCUUCACAAACAUCUCUUGCACACUCUCCAUCAAAACCCACACCUCGCGCGGAGUGUAGAGAACGUCACCCUAGGCGAGGGCGUCUUCAGCCGCGACGAUAUCACGUCACUCCUUUUGCCGUAUUACUCGGAGGCAUCCCCGCAAUCCGAUCCGAGGUCCGCCGCUAUCGAUGCGGCGCUCAGAGUUGUGGCCGAUGGCGAGGAGUGGCAGGAGGGCGUACCUGAUCUUUGGUUCGCACACUGUGCCACCAUUUUGCCCAACUUGAAGUCGCUAGAGUACGCGACUCGAAGCUUCGAUACGCUAUUUCCGGAGAUCAUCGCACGAGCAGCUAGUCAGGGGGUCAAUAGACCCGUCGUGGAUGGCGAAGGUUCACAUACGGUAGUUCAGGAGACUCCGUCGGCAUCACAGACUCAGCAAGAUACGACUUCAGCUACAAUGCCGCAGUCGUCUCUACCGCUAGCAAAACUUGAAGAGUUCCGGAUCAGGAAUCAAGACACUGAGUUGGCCGUCCGUUUGGUAAACUACCAAGACUUGUUUCUCCUGCCACAGCUUCAAACGUUUCGCGGCUGGGCAGUGGACCUUGACACUAGCCUCGCAGCAAGUGCCCAGACACCACGAAGACUGAGCUCUUUGAGGUAUGCACACUUCAUAGAUUCUCUCGCAGAGGCCGACGGUAUUUGCAACCUCCUACGCACAUGCCCCUCGUUGGAGACGUUGGAAAUCACUUGGGGAUCAUCUUUGGUUGGAGACAGCACGCUCGACUUUGAUCAUAUCGGCAGGGUUCUGCGCGAACACGGGGCAGGCCUGGUAGAAUUGGAUCUGGACUGCCGGGAAUGCUUCUCGUUCGAGGAGGCAGAAUGGAGCGGCAAGAUUGGCGACCUACGGGGCUUGCAGCGCUUGAAGCACCUGUCGGUUCCUCAACCUAUCAUGCUCGGAAAAGAGGAUGAUCUUCUUCCCAGUCUGUCCGACGUCGGCGACAGUGACGAGGAAGAAGAAACUGCAGACGAAGCUCCCAUUUCGGAGGACAGCCUGGAAAGCCUUCUGCCGGAGUCUUUAGAGACCUUGCGUUUCUAUAGCGUGUAUGAUGAGAAUGAGUGGGUGCGGAAAAGUAUCCAAGGUGUUCUUUCCAGCCAACGGCUGAAGCAGCUCGUGGAGGUGCAGUUGGAUGAUUGCUGGCGAUUCAACGUGAAAUGGGACAAGACUGGUUGGCGAAGCAAGAAAAGUUCGGGUAAUUUGAUUUUUUAUAAGUGA
Molecule: messenger RNA, 1452 nt
Organism: Colletotrichum siamense
Lineage: Eukaryota; Fungi; Ascomycota; Sordariomycetes; Glomerellales; Glomerellaceae
Exons: 1
Coding region: 1-1452 (483 amino acids)
Source: RefSeq, a predicted model, not a curated record